CGGCGCGACCGUUACAGGCGUUACCCUAAGCCCCGCCCCUCAAUCCCCGCCCGUCCAAUCCGGGCUGCUCCCUCGGGCAGGGGCGUGGCCAUGGGGCCAUGCCCACUCAAAUUGAGGCCGCGCCCCGCCCUCCGCUCACGAAGCGACGUCACUUCCGGCGUGUACGUCUGGCGUCUGCCCGCCGCGGGAUGGCGGCUCUGAGGAGUUGGCUGUCGCGGGGCGUAACCUCGUUCUUCAGGUACAGACAGUGUGUUCCUCUCGUGGCUAACUUUAAGAAGCGCUGUUUCUCAGAACUGAUAAGACCAUGGCACAAAACUGUGGCAUUUGGAUUUGGAGUAACCCUGUGUGCAGUUCCUAUUGCACAGAAAUCGGAGCCUCAUUCUCUUAGCAACGAUGCACUAAUGAGGAGGGCUGUGUCUCUGGUAACAGACAGCACCUCCACCUUCCUCUCUCAGACCACAUACGCACUGAUUGAAGCAAUCACUGAAUACACUAAGGCUGUUUAUACCUUAAUUUCUCUGUACCGACAAUAUACAAGUUUACUUGGGAAAAUGAAUUCACAGGAGGAAGAUGAAGUGUGGCAGGUGAUCAUAGGAGCCAGAGUUGAGAUGACUUCGAAACAACAAGAGUACUUGAAGUUGGAAACCACGUGGAUGACUGCAGUUGGUCUUUCAGAGAUGGCAGCGGAAGCUGCGUACCACACUGGAGCAGAUCAGGCCUCCGUCACCGCCAGAAGCCACAUCCAGCUGGUAAAAUCGCAAGUGCAGGAGGUGCGUCAGCUUUGCCAGAAAGCAGAAGCCAAGUUGACAGAGGCACAGACGGCAGAGCUCCUUCAGAAAACGCAGGAGGACACGGACGAGAGGGCUGAGCCGGAGCAGGAGGCCUACCUGCGAGAAGACUGAGGGCCUGCGCCCCCGUGUCCGCCCACCAGCCAGGGUGGGCACAGCUUCCUCCGCAGGGAGAGGUGAAGGCCAAGAGGCCUUUGGGAGCUGGGUGCCUGGCCCUCCCCCGUGGUCCCUAUCGUAGCGGACAGACCUGGUUCUUAGCCCGGACACCGCACCCGCCCUCCCACCCACAGCAUCUCAGCAAGCUGGCCAGAGAGGGGCUCCUUUGGUGUCAUGCCCACAAGUUCUGUAGCUGUUGAGCCUCACUCAGUCUCCGACCUUACCUUUUCAGAUAGGAUUUAGUGUUUGCUCCCUCCAUAGGGAUGUGAGUUUGGGGAGGGUGGGGAGCCUGUCCUGUUUGUAACAUGUCCUUUUAAAGUGUUUCUGACACCUUCUGUGACCUGGCCCCACUGCCCAGGCCAAGGAGCCAACAACAGUCCGUUAUUCUUAAGAGACUGAAUGCAGAAUGUUUACCUGGUACUGUCAACAGGACUUACUCCAACACACGCUCCUCGUGUCCUUCUGUCCUUCGAGUUUCUCUAUUGUAUCUGAAGGAGAAUAAUUUUUUUU
Molecule: messenger RNA, 1454 nt
Organism: Rhinolophus ferrumequinum (greater horseshoe bat)
Lineage: Eukaryota; Metazoa; Chordata; Mammalia; Chiroptera; Rhinolophidae
Gene: DIABLO
Product: diablo IAP-binding mitochondrial protein
Exons: 6
Coding region: 99-902 (267 amino acids)
Biological process (GO): neuron apoptotic process; intrinsic apoptotic signaling pathway in response to oxidative stress
Cellular component (GO): mitochondrion
Source: RefSeq, a predicted model, not a curated record